Messenger RNA from Telopea speciosissima, 1935 nucleotides. RefSeq names its product exocyst complex component EXO70H1-like. Bases 1 to 1920 code for a protein of 639 amino acids. Gene Ontology annotation, cellular component: exocyst. The transcript has a single exon. Gene Ontology annotation, molecular function: phosphatidylinositol-4,5-bisphosphate binding. Gene Ontology annotation, biological process: exocytosis. The record is from RefSeq and is a predicted model, not a curated record. NCBI's taxonomy places the organism in Eukaryota, Viridiplantae, Streptophyta, Magnoliopsida, Proteales, Proteaceae.
AUGCCGUUUAAAGGGUUGAGAACCGUCUUCUUCCAUCCCUCCAGGGACGACUCUACAAUUACUUCUUCUACUUCUACUUCGUCUUCCCGAUCACCACACACCCCUUCUCCUCUGACAAGCACACCUUCCACUCCCCUCCACCACUUCUCGGAAUCAAUGAUAGAUGAGAAGGUGGAACAAGCCAAGUCCAUCAUCACCAAGUGGGAUCCCAAUUCCUCCACCAUCGCCAAAGUCACCUCUCUCUUCUACGAGAGCCGAUUCGAAGCCAAGGAAUUCCUCAAAUCCGUCAAUCAAUUGCAGCAGGCCAUGCAUUUCUUUGCCUCCCACAACUCCUCCUCCUCUCACAAGCUCGUCCAUGCUCAGAACCUCAUGCAGAUCGCCAUGAAGCGUCUCCAGAAGGAAUUUUACCAGAUUCUCUCUUCCAAUCGCGACCACCUCGACCCCGAAUCUGUCUCCGCUAGAUCCAGCGUCUCUGAAUACGAAGACGACACCGGUUCCGAUGAUGAGAUUCAGCUUGCCGGCAAAUCCAUCUCCGAAGUCGAGAAGUUUUCCACUCUCGCCAUGUCCGAUCUCAGCUCCAUCGCCGAGUGCAUGAUCUCGUCCGGCUACGGCAAAGAGUGCAUCAAGAUCUACAAGAUUAUGAGAAAGUCCAUCGUCGACGAGGCUCUCUACAAGCUCGGAGUCGAGCGUCUCACCUCUUCGCAGAUCCGUAAGAUGGAAUGGGAUGUCGUCGAACUCAAGAUCAAGAACUGGCUUAACGCCGUCAAAAUUGCAGUGAAAUCUCUCUUCCACGGCGAAAGAAUCGUCUGUGAUAACGUCUUCUCCACUACCUCCGACUUUGUCCGGGAGGCUUGUUUCUCCGAAAUCACCAAAGAAGGAGCCGUCUUUCUCUUCCGGUUCCCCGAAUACGUGGCCAAGUGCCACAAAUCACCGGAGAAGAUAUUCAGAAUGCUCGACCUCUAUGAUGCCAUCUCUGAACUCUGGUCAGACAUCGAUUCCAUCUUCUCCGACGACUCCACCUCUGUCGUCCGCUCUCAAGCUCUGAAUUCACUCAUGAUGCUGGGAGACACUGUUCGAUCUAUGCUAUCGGACUUCGAUUCCGCUAUUCAGAAGGACUCAUCGAAAACCCCUAUAUCCGGAGGUGGUCUUCAUCCUCUGACUCGAUACGUAAUGAAUUAUCUGUGUUUCCUCACCGAUUACAGUGGAAUCCUCUCCGAUAUAAUUGCCAAUAGCCCAUUGCCGGAGAAUACAUCUCUCCCAGAAUUUUACUUUGACAGCCCUGACCCUAUCGACAAUCCAUCGUCGGCUUUGGCCACUAGGAUGGCUUGGAUCAUACUGAUGCUCCUCUGCAAGAUCGACGGAAAGGCGAGACUAUACAAAGACUCAGCAGCCUUGGCUUAUCUAUUCCUCACCAAUAAUCUCGAGUAUGUAGUGCAGAAGGUCCAAACCUCCAAUCUGAAGUUUCUGUUGGGAGAGGAUUGGAUAUCGAAGCACAAGGCAACGGUGAACCAGUACGCAGCCAGUUACGAGCGGGUGGGAUGGAGCAAGGUGCUAUCGUCUAUACCAGAAAAUCCGACGAUGACAUUAGAGGAGGCGAAGCAGUGUUUCAACAACUUCAAUUCGGCGUUCGAGCAGACAUACACAACUCAGUCGUCGUGGGUCGUGACGGACAGAAAGCUUAGGGAAGAGAUUAAGUUAUCCAUCGCCAAGAAACUUGUGCCGGCGUACGGGAAAUUCUACCGCAAGUAUCGGGGUAUGCUAAGAAGCGAUAACGAUACGGAGUCAGUUGUCAGAUUUGCUCCUGAUGAUCUGGGGAAUUACUUAUCGGAUCUGUUCUACGGGACCGGAGCUUCGGGGAGUGCUUCGUCGUUGGUGUGUUCUUCUCCAGCGCAAUCGCGAGGAAAGCAUUGUAGACGAUGAGAGUGAGACACACAA